Messenger RNA from Hydractinia symbiolongicarpus, 6577 nucleotides. Its product is annotated as interferon-induced very large GTPase 1-like. The transcript has 4 exons. The record is from RefSeq and is a predicted model, not a curated record. Gene Ontology annotation, molecular function: protein binding; GTPase activity; GTP binding. Lineage: Eukaryota; Metazoa; Cnidaria; Hydrozoa; Anthoathecata; Hydractiniidae. The coding region runs from base 304 to 5847 and encodes 1847 amino acids.
AUUUUAUUUUCCUUAUUUAUUUAUUUGCUAAGCUAUGUUACCUGCAAACUAAUUAAGGGAAGUUAAUCCCAUAAUCCCACUGCACUCCUUCUUAGAUGAUUUUAACAACCAAUAUACUAAAUGAGAUAACAUUCUGCGGGGGAGGGCUGGGUUCAUUCUGAAAAUACGGAUUUAUGUGUUAAACUUUAACUUUUGUGUUUGGAUCUAUGUGAGAAACAGAACAGCUAGCUCUUACAACUAUGAAAAGAAGUUCUUAGAAACAUCUUUGAAAGGUUUAUUUCACAUAACAGUCGAUACACGACGAUGGAUUUCGAAAACAUCAGCUAUAUACAACAGCCACUUCAGUUAGUUUCCGAAUUGAGAGGUGAUCGCUUAGUAACGUUAAGUUGGAAGUCAUUCGACGCUGACAAACUUGACUUUAAAAUCAGUUAUCAGGUUCAAAUAAAAAAAAACAAUGAAAGGCAAUGGCAUGAUAGAAAUGAACAUAAAGAUAAAACACAGAAUAAAAUCUGUUUUGAAAAUCUUGAUUAUGAUACACUUUACAGCUGUAGAGUACGAGCAUGCGGUGGUAGCUUUAUAAGUAGAUGGAGUGAGGAGCUGUUCAUUUCCACCAACAAACUUCAGGAACCCAAAGAUGUAUCCAUUAGCUUCACAGAUACUGCAGAAACGACAUUAUAUUGGAAUGAGGAUUCCGAAGUGACGGAAAAGAGACUAUAUGAAUUAUCGUAUACAUUGGGAUCAAACAGUACAACUCGUUCCAUGAAUAUUGAAAAUGUGUCCAAGGAUAAGCACGGCUUUUGCAUAGUUAAAUUUCAAUUGGAUUUAGAGAAUAAAAUGGAUUAUGAAUACAAACUAAUGAUUUCAACUGAAUAUGGGGAUAGUGAGUGGAGUAUGAAAGCCAGUCGUAAUAACGAACAGGAUGAUUUAUUUAUUGAAGACAUUAGCACGUCAAUUAAAGAUGACGUUACAUAUGAAGACAUCAUGUGGACUAUAUCACAUGCAAAUACAAUCGUUGAAAGUGAAACACACGAAACAUUGGCUCCUGAUAGAAAAACAGCUGUCUUACGUCUGCUUCAAUCGAUCAUCAUGAUGGAUUACACUUCAAUCAAUCAAUUAAUCAAAUGGAAAGACGAAAAGGGUGAACAAACAGGUCAUUAUCAUCCGAUGGACCUUAUACACACAGUUAUUUUGAAAUCGUCUGCUGCAAAUCGGCAAAAACUUUUCAAAAAACUGGCAUUUUGUAAAUUAGCCGUACCUGUUUUAUCUGUAUCCGGCUUUGAGGAAGGUAAAGACGAAGCGCUGUUUUUUGAUACAUCUUUGCAUCACAUUCCAGUAUCUUGGAUUGAAAAGACUGGCCAUUUAGUUGAAGGUAACGCCAUCAAUGCAAACAUCACUGUGGUUUCGAUGUUAAGGAUGGGAGAAAUAUCACUAUCGAAAUCAAGCAUUGGAAAUGAUAUUCUCGGCUUUAAAAAACAUGCUUUAAAAGGGAGUUGUGGCUUUUUUAACAAAAACGCCAUGUCAAGCAUGAGGGUGCGAGUCAAAAGUGAAGGGAACGUAGAAGCAUUGUGGUAUGAACAGAUCGGAAAACCGGCGGAUUUUUCUGAAUCUUUUACAUUAUUGAAUCUUCGUGGAGAUGCGCUGAGUCAUGCUGACACUGCAUCAGUCAUGGUUGCAAAUUCAGAUGUGGUCAUUAUGUUUGUUGAGGAGAGUAUGUUUACCAAGAUAAAUUACAGAGGGGUCUUGGAGCAGAUAGCUCAUCAAGUGAAAAAAACAGAAUCUAAUCCAAGAUUGAUCGUGGUCAUCACAGAAAUUACAAGAGAUAGAUUUAAAUCACAACAACGUUUAUUCAGAGAUAUCUCUUCAAAUUUAGGGUGCAAGAUUGUGGAACCAGAAUCAAAGGAAUUAUUACCAUUCUUGCGGAAAGAAAUCCAGGACUAUCUUAAUACAGAAAGAUCACCAAAGCCUCUGAUGGAUCGCUUCUCUGUUGAAGAAGGUAUUGAAUUGGAAUCAAAACAAAUACCAUACGCAAGCGAGUCUAACGAUACAGCGUCAACUAUGUUAAGAGAUCUGGUUGCUAUUGGUGAUAAAACAAACGAAGGGGAAAGGAACGAGGCAAGGAAGGACCUGUUACCCCUACAAUCAAAAGUUAAAGCAUACGCAGAUGCGCAACGAAAAAGCAAUAGAAGCCCUGACAUAGAAAUAAGAAAGCAGAAAUCAAAUGAAAUGAUCGCCAUAAGGGAAGAACAGUUUAAAUUGGUGAAUAAUGAUUUUCCUUUAUUCAUAAAGAAGUUUGCUACAUUCCUCUUGGAACAAGUUGUCGAUUCUGCUUGCAGCGCAUAUGUUAAGAAUAUUCAGAAUUCAUUAGAUGAAUGGUGUAAACAGCGUCUGACUCAGUUGCGUCAACAGUACACAGUGGCAGUGAAUGCCUAUCAGAAAUGUAAAGAAGAGGAUGACAAAAAGAGAAAAGAAGCAGAGUAUGGAAAACUUGAAGAAUCGGAAGAAACUAAAGCAGCAUCAAAAGAAUGCAAGAACUUGAUGCAUACUAUUAUUAGCAUGUCUGUAGGGAUAGAAAAUGUCCUUCGUGAGAUUGCCCAAAUUUAUGAAAUUAUUGCAUCACAACCAGAUAAUGAUAAUCGAACUGCUCAAUUAAAACUUUCUCACUCCAAAUUUCCUGAAAUGGCAGCGCGCUUUCUGUUGGAUGGUAUAGCGAUAGAAAUCAUGGAUGGUGACGGGCUGUCAUCUCCAGUGGAUUGGUUGAGCGCUGUUUUAACUAAUGCAAAUACAAUGCUGAAACAGAAAUUAAAUAUUGCAAAAGAUCCAAGGAUAGCUGUUAUUACUGUUUUGGGGACCCAAAGUACUGGAAAGUCCACGCUGUUAAACACUAUGUUUGGGAUGCAGUUUCCAGUGAGUGCAGGAAGGUGUACUAGAGGAGCAUUUAUGCAGCUUAUUCCAGUGGAGAUUAAGGAUUGGCCUUAUGAUGCACUGAUAAUUAUUGAUACUGAAGGUCUAGCCGCACCAGAAUUUCGAGAUAGUGAGACGCAUGAUAACGAAAUCGCUACAUUUGUGAUUGGAAUAUCAGAUCUGACAAUCAUUAACGUAUUUGGUGAAUUACCUACAGGUAUUGAAAACUUCCUCCAAAUCAGCACUUGUGCCCUAAUGAGAAUGAAUCUAGUGAACUUUCAACCUCAUUGCGUGUUUGUGCACCAGCAAUGCGAUAGUACUGCUUUUGAUAAGAAUCUAACAAACAGGCAAUCCUUUCUGCAGCAAAUGGACGAAACUGUAAAAUUACAAGCAAAAAGCAUGGGACAGGAAUCGCGGUUUCAAAGCUUUAAAGAUAUACUUGAUCUCUCACUUGAGCAAGAUUUUUUUUAUUUUCCAUCAUUGUUGGAGGGAUCACCUCCAAUGAGUCCACCUGACUUUUGGUACAGCCAAGCUGCAUGUCGACUACGUGAUUACAUUCUCAAAGUUUUAGAGCAAAAAGAUGACGCGAUGACCAUUCCAGAAUUCUCAACAAAGCUUGGAGAGAUUUGGUUCCGUGUUCUUCAAGAAAACUAUGUGUUAAGCUUACGGCACAAAGCUGAACUUGAAGUCCGACAUGAGAUUGAACAAAAACGAAGUGAAUGGAAACUGCAUAUUUUUUCAAAAAUGAAUGCUGAAGUUGAAAAAUAUCGUAAAAUGAUGCAAGCUUAUGCAAAUUCGCAUCGUGAGGAUAAAGAUUUUAUUUCAGCCCUUAUUGAACGCUACGGUAAAUAUGUCGACAAUAUCACAGAUUGCGCUCAUAAAGAGCUGGAACUCGAAGAAAACCGAUUUCAUGCUUUUAUCAACAGUCGAAUAAUCCACAAAGUGAUAUUUAAGGAUUGGGAAGAACGCACCAUAUCCUUUAUGAGGGAGUAUCUUGAAAGAACGUUGAGAGAAGCGAGGUCUCGCCUACAAAAAUGUCAUAACUACAACAAAGAAGAGCAAGCGUGGCAAGAUGAAAUUUCCAAAGCAUGUUCAUCUCUCUACGAAGAAGCGCGCACUUUGGCGUUGAGUAUGCUUUUAACGCGUGAGCAAACACAGAAUCAUGGAAGCGAAUUCUCGCAAGGCGAAAUUGAUGUGGAAUUUAGGGGUUUUUGGGAGCGCAUCACUAACAAUGUUGUGAAAGAAAGCUCUUUAGAUCGAUACAAAGUCGAAAAUAUUAACCGAAAGUUUCUAGGCAGUCUUCUGGAUCAAUUUGAAUAUCAGAAUGGCUUUAACAGAGUGAACGAAAAUUUUGCUGAUCUCACUAAACCAAUAGAUAUUAGAUGGGUUAAAAUGUCACAUAUUGAUUUCAAGAGAUGGAAACACCCAAAGAAUGUAGUUGAAAACGCUUUCAGGCACACAGAUAAAUUACCUGAAGCAUUGCGUAAAAAAAUAAGGAAUCUAAUAGAUAAAAGCAUUCAGAUAUUGGAAAGAGAUUACUUGAUGUGUGAAUCUAUUAAUGAUAUUAUCCAAAUGAAGAUGCAAGAUGAAAAGGAGGAGUUCUCUUGCAAAAAGUUAUCCAAACAAUUCAUCAAUUAUUCGUUGGAAGUAUUGAAACAAACUCAUCAGGAUAUGAACUAUCAAACAGAGUUUCAACCUGGUAUUGAGCUACAGAUCAUGUUUUGCUUUCAUGCAGCUCACAUGGCAAUUCCUUUCUUCUCAAAAGCGCAAGAAAGUUUUCUCAAUAAAGUUGAUCUUGAGAAAACAGUCCAGAAAGAAAAAGAAAGAGUUAAACAGCUCUUCACCUCAAUUCUCAAAAAAGAAGGCAAAAUGAUGAUCGGAUGCAGAGAGAUUGCUCGUAUUAUCAUCAAAAAGGUGUUUGAGCUCGAAAUAAAAAACCUCACUGAGUUUCAAACUUCCGAAUCGUUACCAAACAUGAUUAUUGAGAAACACAUUCCUCGGAAAGAAACCAUACAUGGUUUAGUUUUGCUUGACAUUUUAGAUUACGUUUCAGAACCAAACUUAUCGCAAAAACACGCUGAUCAAAUUAAGCUCUAUUUUCAGGACGUUAUAAAGCUGUUCUCUGAGAAAAUUGCCGAUGUUAUUGAUAGACACAAUGUUAAUGCAAUCGAGUGUAUCUCAGCCAAAGUGUCAGAGCAUAUACGAAAAAUAGAAGACUCGUUAAACCAAAUAUCAACAGGAAGUGACGAUAACGUUCUUAAAGUUGUCGCUGAAUGUCCUGCCUUGAAAGAUAUUGGAAUUGGCCUUGCCGAUUUUAAAUGCGUUUACAUUCCGGAGGAUAUAGUUGAAAUUUCGGAGUUAAUUCAAAUUCUGACAAGUGUGCUUAGAGAUUCUGAAACGGCCAUUCUUGCAGAAGAGAUAAAAGAAAUUGAUGCAUACAAUGUGAACAGAGUUGUAAUCAACAAUAUCAAAGAUCAAUUGUUUGAAUGCCAAGCAAAAUGUCCAUUUUGUUUAGCUAUAUGCGACCAUGACUGCUCUACUUCAACAGACCUUCACAUGUGUCAUACUCACCGUCCGCAAGGUUUUGGUCAUUACAAGGGAGAAAAAACAAAGGUUUUUACGACAAAACUAUGUACCCAGUAUGUUGCUUCAGAAAGGAGUUUUCGGAAUGGAGAUAGUGACGAAUUUAUGAAGUUUAAAGAUUACCACAAACUAGGGGAACCCUACUCGAAAUGGAGGAUUGAAGCUGGCGAUGGAAAUACAUUGAUCAUGUGGAAAUACAUUACCUACAAAUUGAUGCCAAAUAUCAAUAUAUUUUUUCCUAAAGUUAAACCAGCUGAAGUCAGUAGAUGGGGGAAUAUCACAUUAAAAGAAGCACAAAAUCUGGUACGAAGAAAGUUUUUCGUGGAAGGAGCUAAAAAAGUGGACGGUGUUUAUAUUAUUUAGACGUCGCAUCAGUUUCUGUCAAAAGAUCUUUUGUUCCGACUACAGGCGAAGACGAUUGUUGGUGGUUUCUAAUUCGAAUGUAAUCUGUUACCCAAUAAAAUGUUGUUAUGUUCAUGGUGGCUAGAGAAUUGUUAGGAAUCGACAAUGAAAACAUGUGACGAUUCUGCACUUGUUCACAGACUUCCUGAGUAUAUUAUUAAAACAAACAGUUAGAUUGUUUAAAUUAAAAAUCUUUUUUAACGCAUUUAGUACGGAAUUAUAUUAAAGUAAAAUUCUGGUAUUUUUUUCUCUAAUUUUUAAUUUGUUUUAACUGAAAAAUGAACUAAUGUUAGAGCACCUGCGUUUUUAAAUAAAACAAGGAACAGAUCAAGUCUUCACAACUAAGCUUCUGUUUAAAAACGGCUGAAAUAGUGUUAUCAAACUAGAUAAUAAACUUGAAAAUGUGUUGGUAGCCUCUUGUUAGUUUAGCUGAAGAAAAAGAUCUCCCCUCUGCAAUUGGAUAAGCACUCUUUUUCUGUGGGAAUAGCGAUGUUUUACAAUAUUUAAUUGUUAUAUUAGGUGUUAUAUAUGUUGAAACAAUGAUAACGCUUUUCAUUUCUCUGCUCUGUGCAGAAAAACACAUUUGCUACUCACGCUAACUAGACUUAAAAGAAUGAGAAUUCUUUGUUUCAAUGUCAAGCAAUUCAAUGACAAUCUGAACACAGAAAUAAAUAAUCAGAUCAUCGCGGAC